AUGAACCGAAAUGGCAGCAUAGUGGUGCUGCUGUUGGUUGCCGGUCUGGUGCCAUCCCUUUUGGGGCUUCCGGUUGUGACGCAAAAACCGAAAGCACCAGAGAAGGAAGAAAAGCACGAUGACAGCAACGUGGAACGUAUGGAGAACAUUAUUGAGUACAAUAAGUACCUUCAGGAGGUUGUUAGUGUGCUCGAAAGUGAUCCUGUUUUUGCGGAAAAGUUGCAAAAGGCAGCGGAAUCCGAUAUCAGGUCCGGCGUGAUAGCUCAAGAGCUCGAGUACGUCGGCCAUCAUGUACGAUCGCGAUUGGACGAGCUGAAGCGAGUGGAGCUGCAGCGAUUGAAGGAAUUGGCGACGAAACAGUUUGAGCUGACGAACGAAAUCGAUCGAGAUCAUCUGAAAAUUAGCGAGCAUUUGGAUCACUCGAAUCCACACACGUUCGAAAUUGACGAUUUAAAGAAGCUAAUUCUGAAGACUUCCCAGGACCUGAUGGAGAACGAUCGCCGUCGGCGGGAGGAAUUCAAACAAUACGAACUGCAGAAGGAGUUUGAAAAGCAGGAAAAACUUCGCAAUCUCGACGAGGAGCACCGGAAAGCGUACGAGGAGGACCUCAAGCGCCAGCAGGCCAAACAUGAUAAUCAUGAAAAAAUUCACCACCCGGGCAACAAGGCGCAACUGGAGGAGGUGUGGGAAAAGCAGGAUCACAUGGACGGGCAGGAUUUCGAUCCGAAAACGUUCUUCAUGCUGCACGAUUUGGACGGUAACAAUAUGUGGGAUGAGAACGAGGUAAAGGUGCUGUUCAUUAACGAGCUGAACAAGAUGUAUCAAGCCGGUGCGCCGGAGGACGACAUGAAGGAGAGGGCGGAGGAAAUGGAGCGUAUGCGGGAACACGUGUUUAAGGAGGCGGAUACGAACAAGGAUGGGCUGAUCAGCUUCGAGGAGUUCCUCGAACAGACGAAACGAGACGAGUUCCAGAAAGAUCCGGGAUGGGACACGGUCGACCAUGAACCACAGUUUACGCACGAGGAGUACGUGGAGUUUGAGCGACGUCGCCAGGAAGAGAUUCAGCGACUGAUUGCGGAGGGCAAGCUGCCGCCACAUCCUAAUAUGCCCCAAGGAUAUCAUCCGGGAGCUGAUGGUCAAUACCAAGUGCAUCCUAAUGCCAUUCCUCAGCAACAGGUUCCACACUACCAGCAGCAACAGCAGAUGCAACAGCAACAGUAUCAUCAGCAACAGCAGCAACAGCCACAAUACCAGCAACAACAACAUCAUCAGCAGGGACCUCCGCCACCAGCAUAUAACACUCACGGCCAGCCGAUAAAUGUCUAUCCCAACCAGGUCUAUGAUAAUGUGCAGCCACACCAGAUUCAGCCAAAUCCUUCUUACACUGGCCAACAGUCGACCGUAUACACGGGUCAGCAAGGCGCGCCUCAUUACCAAGGUCAACCUGCCCCAGCGCAGCAUCAUGUACAGCAACAGCAGCAACAACAACAUCAACAACAAGCUCAAUACGCACAGCAGCAACAGCAGCAAAUUCAGUCGAACCAGAUACCGCAAAAUUCUCAAUAUCAUCAACAGCAGGCUAGUAACAAUGUACAGCCACCACACCAGCAGGCACCUGUCCAACAGCAACAUGUACCACAGCCAGCUGUACAGCAACAGCAACAUGUACCACAGCCAGCUGUACAGCAACAGCAGCCAGCACAGCAGCAACCCGUCGGAAAUGUUGCACCGCCAGUGCAACAACCACAGCAGCAACAGCAACCACCAGCAGCAGCUGCAGCAGCUCCGUCACAACCAUCAGUAGCACAGGUGAAACAUUAG
This is a messenger RNA of Anopheles marshallii, 1821 nucleotides long. RefSeq names its product nucleobindin-2 (gene NUCB1). The transcript has 4 exons. NCBI's taxonomy places the organism in Eukaryota, Metazoa, Arthropoda, Insecta, Diptera, Culicidae. Bases 1 to 1821 code for a protein of 606 amino acids. Gene Ontology annotation, molecular function: calcium ion binding. Gene Ontology annotation, cellular component: extracellular exosome; endoplasmic reticulum-Golgi intermediate compartment. The record is from RefSeq and is a predicted model, not a curated record.